Gordionus sp. m RMFG-2023 is the source of this 2483-nucleotide messenger RNA. Its product is annotated as F-box only protein 25-like. NCBI's taxonomy places the organism in Eukaryota, Metazoa, Nematomorpha, Gordioida, Chordodea, Parachordodidae. Bases 51 to 1781 code for a protein of 576 amino acids. Gene Ontology annotation, cellular component: nucleus; cytoplasm; SCF ubiquitin ligase complex. Gene Ontology annotation, biological process: protein ubiquitination. The transcript has 7 exons. The record is from RefSeq and is a predicted model, not a curated record.
AUUUCAUUUAAUAUUUAGAACAUAUGUUUUUUUGGAAAAUUUGAUAAAUAAUGCCUUUUAUUGGGAAAGAUUGGAGAUCUCCUGGUCAUAAAUGGAUUAGAUUAGAAGAUGGUUGGGAAGAGAUUAAAUUGCUCGAUAGUUCUGGUCGCAUAAAAAAACAAACUAAAGAUGGCUCCCAGCUCGAUUCCGCCGAAGAAAAUUGUAUUAACCAAGAAACACUCAUUCCGAUAAAUUACGAUUCCGUUGGCCUUGCCAACCAAUACAACUCUCAUCCUAUCCCUAUUAUUUUCAAACCCUGCCUAUUCAACGGAAACAAGCGUUAUUCGUCCCCUCGUGGAUUCACUAGUCUAAAGGAGGCGUUUAGGAAGCUGGACUUUUUGGAUGGUAUAGAUGAUAUCAAGCGGUUUAAUUACAUUUCCAAAGUUCUUAGCUUGCUGAUACGCGAAAGACUCCACGAACUGAGUGGCAGCGCCCAAAAAUGCAUUUUUGCCUUAGCUGGAAGGGUCAUCGAGCGCGGCGUAGCAGAAUGUCGAAAUUUCAGUCUUCUGCGAACUCUCGUGCGUGAAUUGAGCAAGGCAUUGACAAUAGGGCCACCAUCUUUUGGGCUUCGCGUCGGCUGCGAGUCGUUGUGGAAUGGGCAUGCCAGGGAUAUCCAGCGGUGGAAACGUGAACUUGAGGGCGCCAUUAUCCUUGGAGAUGAUAAUGUUAUUGAGAGAAUGAAUGAGAGCGAAGCAAAGGACUGGGAGAAAUAUGGGAUCGUUGCCAAUAAAGAUUUAACUUUCGAGAACAUUCCCUCGACAAUCACUAUUACGAAGAGUAACCUCGGGAAACCUGAACAUGGCCUAAAGCCUAAAUUCAGAAUGUCCGAACGCAUUCGUCGAAUCAUAGGAGAAAAUUUCAACCAUCUCGCUCCAGACGAUGAUUCUCACAAGCCUUCCUUAUAUGGUGAUAAUAAAAACGAUAAACUUCUAGAUCAAAAUUGUGAUAAAAUGUACGAUUUAGCCACCCGCAACUCUCCCCCGAAGGAGACAACAACCAACACUACCACAACUAUAUACGACAAUGGAGGGAAAGGCGCUGUCGUUAUCGAUAUUGCGAAUAACCAUAAAGUAGGGAGCCUAAAAAGGAAUAAGCCGAUCAAAUUGAGUGGUAACAGCAACAAGGUUCUGAAAGAAUUGCCCAAGGAAUGCGUCUUUAAAAUCGUGUCCUGCCUCUCGGAUCACCAAGACCUAAUCAACUUGUCCAAAUGUUGUGAUAUAGAGCUAGACGAAAAAAUGAAAAGGCUUACCAAACAGGUGAAAAACGACUCUAUAAACAUUCUGAAGAUAGUCUACAAUAGUGCAAUACAGCCUGCCGUUGACAACAUUAAUCACGACUAUUUCAACAGUCACCCAGAUGGGUCUGUUUUAGCCUAUUUUUCUGAAUGUUCCCAGGAGGCUUAUAUUUGGAAAAAACUCUGCGCUUUCCAUUUCACCGAACAGCAAAUAACCAAAAGGAUCGCCAUGACUUACAAGGAUGCUACUACCGCCUCCACGACAUCUGACGAUAAAUUGGAUAAGCACGAUGACAUCCAGGUUGAUUGGCAAAUGAUGUACUUCAAGCUUAAAAGGUAUUACGGGGUCAAGGAAAUAUAUGCCAACAUGCUCCAUUUCUGCCUCGGUUGCAAAUGCAUAUACUGGAAAGGCUUAGGCCACCCCUGCGAUCAUGAUCCAGAUGAAACCAAACCUCACCCUUCAAUACGUAUUUAUCCUCACGAAUUUAUAGAGAUAAUACUUUACUGAAUUAUUUUUAAAUAAAUCUUAGUUUUAUAAAUUUGAAAGAAGCGAGAAAAAAUUUCAAAAAAAAAUACAAAAAUUUUAAAUGUUUUAUUUAAAAAAUUAUAUUUAUCAAUUAAAAAUCAUUUUUUUUAAAAUGAUAUAAUUAAACAAUCGAAAUAUAUAUAUUUUUUUAAAAAUAUAAAAUAAUUCUUGCAAAAAAAAUUAAAGUAAACUCAAUUAUUAUUAGCAGCAGAGUUCUUAUAAUUUUGUUUUAUAAAUCAUAUAAAGAUUUUUAUAAAACUCAUUGGAAUUUAACUGUAAUAUGUCACGGGAACGGGACUUAUGGAAAUUUAAGCAAAUAAGUCUAAAAAUAAAUCUUGGUAUAAUUUUGAUAAAUAUCAUUUAAUAUUCUUGUUAAAGAAGUAAUUGAUAGCACUUAAUUACUCUUGUUCUAUGACAUAUUAUAACUAUUAAUUUUUUGAAUCAAUAUAACUAACAAGGAACAAACUUUAAAUUAUCAUUCGUAUUUUAUAUUAUUCAAAUUUAAUUUUUUUUAAAAAGAAUGCAAUAAUAUUAUUCAAAUUUUUUUUUUUAUAAAGAAUUAAUAUAAUUUAUAUUAUUAUUAUUAUAUUCUGUGUCCACCUAUUUAAUUUUUUCAAUCAUGUUAUAUAUAUUAUCGUUUUUUUUUGUAAUUUUUUGAUUAUAUCGUGAUGCGUGCUAUAAUUU